Molecule: messenger RNA, 369 nt
Organism: Meloidogyne enterolobii
Lineage: Eukaryota; Metazoa; Nematoda; Chromadorea; Rhabditida; Meloidogynidae
Source: the annotation of a GenBank genome assembly
AUGACUUGUACAGCAAUGUUUUUAUUUGUUUUGGAGGCUUGGAGACAUCAUGGGCCUAUCUCUUUGGCCUUUGCAUAUGGCCGUGGCGCUCCUUUUUUCUUCCCCUUAGCAUCAACGUUCCAAACAACUUCUGUUUAUUUUUGUGUCGGUGCAGCUGUAGAUUUAUUUAUUAAUGUAGCAUUAAAAACAACUUUAAGUUCUUCUUAUUGUACAGUUAAAAGAGCUAAAAAAUUUGUUUUUAUUACCUCAAUAUUAGCUAUUUUCUAUAAUAUUCCACAUUUUUUUGAAUUGAGGGCUAUUGAAUGUGUGGAAGAGAGAGAGGGAAUAAUGCAAAAAAGUCUUCAAAUAUGCCCUACAGAAUUUAGGUAA